This is a messenger RNA of Spirodela intermedia, 18918 nucleotides long. The record is from the annotation of a GenBank genome assembly. Lineage: Eukaryota; Viridiplantae; Streptophyta; Magnoliopsida; Alismatales; Araceae.
AUGGGGACGGGCGUUUCCAAGAAUCCGAGUACCGACGGUUCGAAUGGAGGUCGGGAAUGGGAUGUGGUGGGGGGCGGACAGCUUUACAUCUCCCUUAAGAUGGAGAAUUUCACGGUUCAGGGGGAGCUCAUUCCCCACGUUUACGGCUCCGUCCCCAUCGUCGGUUCCUGGGACCCCUCGAAGGCUGUAAGCGAAAUACACAGAACAUCUCUGCUGGUUCCAGUUGAAUUCAAAUACAUGGUUCCUAGUUUUUUUUUUUUUUCUUUCACACAUAUAUCGUCUGCUCUCCUCCCUCUUUUCCGCCGUCUUCAGCUCUCCAUGGAGCGUGAGUCAGCAUCGAUGUGGGAACUCAGCUUCGUCGUUCCUCCCAACCACGGUACCGAUCUGCGCUACUUCUGUGUUCUGAAAGAAAGAUUCAUUAGCAUGUCGAUUCCCAUGUUUAGUUUUCACCCAUUUGUCAAAUCCUCGACAGAGACGCUGGACUUCAAGUUCUUGUUGAAGCCGAGGUACUGCAGUGUCCCGUGGGUGGUAGAAGAUGGGCCAAAUCGUGUGCUCAAGGGAGGCACUCUCUGUGGAGACGCAAGGCUGGCGAAUUUCAGGAUGGGUUCUGCAUGCAGUGGUGGAGGUGGCGAGGAGAUGCUAGAGUGCAGGGUCAUAAUGAAGGCUGACAUAGUCUCCCCAUUUGAUCUCGCCGCCAGCUGGAGGGCGUAUCAGGAAAAUUUCCAGCCAUCUACUGUGCGGGGGAUUCCGGAUGUCAGCAUCAACUCCGCCCCUGCUAUGGGCCUUGAGGUACGGCCAAUUAACGCUGCCCAAAAUCUAAUGAUCUUCGCCUUUGCUAGUUUUUGCUUGAAAACAUUAUAAUUUAAGUUUUUUUUUCAUUCCACUGCGUUGCUCAUGAAACGACCAAUCUCUAGAUACAUCUCAGUAUAAUGGCAUACAAAAUGAGUAUAAUUAAUGAUAUCUUGUACUUUUUACCAACGUUAUUUUGUAGUAUCUUAUUUAUUUAUGCGAAAAAAUUCCUUCUUAGCAGAAGGGAAGAAAAAAAAUCCUUCUGGUGCAUGAAACAGCUAUUAUUUAUAAGAUAUCAGUGAAACGAAUGCAUAAAAAUCUGGAAAAAAGAUACAUUUUCCGCAACGACUGCCAUCACAACUAGACCCAAAGUGGUCAUAUGUAUGAGAGAUUGAGCACCCCCAGUGUAGUUUCUUGGCGAGAUUGUACUGUAAUUGAGAUGAAGUCAUGGUUAACUGUGCCCAGGUCGUAGACCUAGUUUUAUUUGCGUUAAGGAUAUACCUCUGCUAUUGAAAGGAAUUUAUUGGCCCUUGAAAGUGUUUUUUAUUGGUUUUUAUUUACCUCCAAGGUUUGUUUGUUUGUUUCUUUCUUAGUGGUGCUUUUUUUUUCAAACGUUCACCAAAGUGUAAGUUGCAGUUUCAUUUUAAUCCUCUUUUUUAUAUAUAAAUUUAUCACCACAUACUUUUACAUAUAAUGGAUUUCAUGUUUAUAUAUCAUAUUUUCUGGCAGGCAUAAUUGCCAUCGUAUUUAAAUGUUUAACAGAACGGAUCUACGGCUGGCUUGGAACUUGAUUUAGAACACUACGUCGUUCCAUCUCCAGUUUCAUGUGCCACCUCCGGUACAGUCUACCCUGCUAAUCUGACAGAGAAUCCAAGGUCAUUAAAUUACACCAAUUCCGAUGGCACAAGCUUCAAUUCGCAUGUAACAAAUCAAGCUUCUGGUGUAAUGCAGAUUGAACAGGCUGCUGCUCAAAGGGUUCUUUCUAAUUACCUUUUCCUAGAUUACGUGCAAAUUUUAUUUGUCAUUGGCAUCGUUAAUAUUCUACAAGUUUUGUGAGAUUUGACAGCGUUGAUUAAACUAAUUCAGUGACUAUGAAGAAAUAUAACAUCAUCUGUGAAAAGAAGAUCAGUCACCACAAAGAAAAUGAAUUUAAUUUAGUUACUUUAGUUGAAAGGAUGCUUUUCCUACAUGAUAUCAAGAGCAUAAAAACGUAAUGACUAACUCUAGAAUGAUUGUUGCUUUCAAAAGUUUCUUAGGUGAAUGGUGAUCAACAACAUGUUCAUUAUUCCUUGCAAUGUGAAUGGUGGCAUUGUUUUUCAAGUUAGGGUAAAAUGAUGUGUGCAUGAUCUGAUGUCUUUCAUAAAAUCAUUGAAGAAUAAUAAAGAGAAAGCCACUGAAUGCUGUAAAAAAUUCGAGUUUCUGGAGUUCACUUGAUGUCUAUGCUCAUCGAUGACUAUAUUCGCUGAAGGUAUAUGUAUAUUCAUUCCAAUUUCCACAAGUUGUCCUCAAUCUUGGCUAUUCUGUCCUUAGUCAUCCUUAAAAGUACACGUUACUAUUUAAAAGUGGAGAAUGCACAGAACACCCAAUAACCGGAUGUCUACUGUGCGCACAUAUCUCCUUCUUACUAUUUUUUUCCUUUACCUUAACUUAUUCGCUUGCUUUUACUAUCUUUCUGGAGAAUGAAUGAUCUAACUUGGGUAAACGCAAUGGACAAUGCGAUAGAGGACCAAAGAAGAAUAAGACUUUGGAACUUUUGGAUCUCCAUAAUGGGAAGAGCUUAGCUGGUUCCAGAUGAUUUUUUAUAAGCAAGAAAAUGAUAGAUAGUUUAGUUGGACAUCAAUGAUGAAGUUGAAGUUAAUAACAUUUUCUCAUUAAUCAGACACUGCCAGUGGAUCCUUCACCGAUUUCAUGUUGAGAAUGCCUUUCUGAAUGAAGUUUUACAUGACAAAGGGUAAAUACCAUGGCAUAAAAAAAUGGAGUCAGAGGGAACAGUGGCAUGUUAAAUAUAGGUCACUAUAUGGCUUUAUUUAGCAAGUUAUCUAAUCAAUCAACAAAUUGUUCUGACGCACUGCACCUGAUCUGACGUAGAUAUUGAGUGCCAUUAGUAGGUACGUGCAUUUGCAAAGGAGCUCUCGCAUAAAAGUUGGUUUUAAUGCUUAGGUAUAUCAAGUCAUGGCCAUGGAAUGAAGUAUUGCAUACUUGGAGUCAUCUUGAUAAUUGAAAGGCAUGUUAAUGGUUAAUCUCGGGAUAUUACGCUUAGUGAGAAUCUGGUGAGAUGGAGGAGUAAGAAAAGAACAUGUGUCAAGAACAUGUGUUCGUCUAUAAGUGCUUCCAUAAUUGGAGUUGUGUUGACAACAAGGAUGUUAUCGAUAUUUCCAAUAAUUAUGCAUCAGAACAUCAUAGACAUCCAUUAGGAUUGAUUUUGCACUUGACUAUAGAAUGGAGAGAGUGGAGAGUCAUGCAGUCUCCAUGUUUCAAGUUAUUAGGUUGCGAGCAUCUUCACCAGAAGGCUUUCAAGGUGUUUUCUCACUUAAGUGGUGAGCAAGCUUCACAUGAAAGAUAUCUAUGGUCACCCAUAGAUCUAAGUGUCAGAGAUCUAAGUGUUACUGUUUAUUAAAUUAGACAACAAUAGAAAAUGUGCUAAAUCUUCGUCUUAACCUUUCUUGUAAUUCAACAAAUGUAGAAUCUUCAUGUUUUUUCAUGUUUUCUCAUUUAUGCAUAUUUGUCUUCAUUCAACGAGAGACAAGUAAUUUCCUCUGUUGCAGAUUAUUUUCCCUUAAGUACUCAUCUUCUUAUUUUUGUUUAUGUAGUGCAGGAUACGGAUUUUGUGGUUUCAGAUACUUCCAAAUUAACUACUGUGUCUGGGACGGAUGAGUCAAAGUCAGUGGGCACGUUUUCACCAUUGCAAAAGCAAGAUGGCCAGAAGGGUCUCUUUGUUGAUAGAGGAGUGGGCUCUCCUAGACUUUCUAAAUCAUCUAGUUCAAGCGUUCUCAAAUUGGACUCUGAAACGAAGGUUAGCUUUUCUGUUUUUCCCUUUAACUACUGUCAAAAGAUGUUGCCCGUUCUCAUGUAUUCCAUCAUCUGUGAUCAUGAAACCAUGAUUUGUAUUACCUUCAUAGUCUGCUUUUGUUGUUUAGCAUCACGUGCUCGUUAGUUAUUGGUCCACAUUUUCCACUGUUACUGGAUGGUGAAUAAUGCCAUAGUCUGCAAUGAAGGUCAGAAGGAUUGUGUGAUUGUGAAGCUUUGAGAAAAUACCUGUUGCAAUCUUUCAAUCAUGUGCUCGAAUCAGUUUAUGUACUCAAAAGAUAUAAAUGAGGUGGUGCGACUGUGGCACUGCAAUUCCUUUCUAACUGAUAUCGGAAAAUCAAAUUGGGAAUGGUUUGGGGUGUCAAUGAUCCGAGCCAACAUGUCUGAGCUUCUCGGUGUAAAAUGAAGCUAACAAACUUUCCUCUUGUUACUAUAUUUCAUUAGAAAUGUUUUAGUGCGUCUUCAGCCAAAUUAUUUCUGCGUAGAGGAUCUGAAAUUCUAUUUUUAAUGAAAUGAUUUAGUAGUUGUUUAUUUACUAGUACGAGUCAGAAGAAAAUAAAAUAACUUUUUUACGUAUUGUCAGUUAUGCAAUUUACUAAUCAUCCUUUCUGUAUUUUUGGUAGAUUCUGUGAUGUUUUACCCACUUAUCUUUUGGUAGUAUUGAUAAAAUUCUUAUUGAUAUUGCUGUGAGUUGCAUUUUAAAUUGUUUUUGGUACAUUGCUAGUGUCACUGUCGAAUUUACAACUCUGCCUUUUGGUUUAUUCUAUAGCCGUCUUAAUUGUUGAUUUGUUGGAACAGAGGUUCAUUUCUAGAAUGGCAGUGUUUAUUUUAGGACUAUCAUUACCGUCGUUGUUCUCAUGCUUUCAUUUUUUUGAUAAUCAGGACAUGCCAGCAGCUUCUGGAGCUGUAGCAGCUGCAGCUGUGGCUGAUAAAAUGCUUGGACCAAAGGAGGAUCGCCGACUAGCAAUUGUGUUGGUAAAUACCUUGUUUAACGUCCAAAUAUUAUCUUUUUCCACUAAUGUACGGCCCAUCUAUGACUGAAGAGGGUAGGCUUUAAUAGAGGACACUGCUUGGUACUCCUUUCAUUCUUUUAUGUUUGCUGCUUGAUGAAAUAACUGAGAUCACUCCAGUUGCAUGUUCAUAGAUGAUAGCACCCAGAGGUUUCUGUUUUUUUCAUGGGAAAGCUGAAGUUCUGUGCCAUAGCCGAAUGGCACAGUGUCCGUGAAUACAAUUUCAUAGAUAAAGAUGAAUCUAUUUUGUCCUUUCUUAUAUCAUUGGUGACUAUGAUAUCAGAGCAUUUUGUUGUACUCCGGAUAUUGUCUUCUGAGACACUUUGCCGAAAGCUGCUGAAUGAAAUGGAUCAUUUGCCUCAUUUAUGAUAGUUUUUUUCUGGCGUUCAGUAGCUUCAAAGAAAUUUAAAGUAAAACUGAAGAAACAAUAGUCAAAUUAAUGCUGAGAAACUUCAGUUUGUAGCAUGUUUUGAGUGGAAAUUUCAAAUUUCGCAAGUCAAGCAUAUGCCUUGUUUUUUUUUUCAAGACUGGGAUCCAUUUUCUGAUUGGGAUGUAGAGAUUGUGUUUAUGAUCUCUGUGAGUACGAUAGACUUGUUCAUAGUGAUCAAUUCAUGAGAAACAUUCCCAAAAGUUAAAGGAGAAACAGAAGGAACCUCAGUCACCUGGUUAUCCUGAUAAAUAUAAUGGUUGAAUGAACCAUGACAUGUAUAAGGGAUCGUUUAAGACCUAUAUAAUUAGUAUAUUUUUUAUGAUGGUCCUAAGAAGAUGAUGUCAGAAUUUCCCUCCUCUCUGUUUCUCUCUGUGAAUCUGUUUGCUUGUCUCUUUCUUUGAAAAGGCUUAUCAGACUUCCUUGCCUGUGACGUGGCCGUCAUGGGUACUGUGGUAAGUGGAUGGCAAUUGGUGGUUACUUGGAGAAAUUGUCAGCACCCUAAACUGGAGUUUUAUUGCAACAUCACAAUAUCACAGUCAUAAUUUUAAUCUAGGAAAGUUAAUUAAAAUUUUUUAUUUUGGACAUCUUCUGUAAGUUUUAAUCUAGGAAAGCUUAAUGAGGCACAAAUUAAAGUUCUCCACUCCCUGCUGGGGCUUGACAAGAAAUAGGCAAACCAGAGACGUUGCAGUUCAGGAAAAAUAUAAAGACCAACGCAAUGUUUAUUUAUUCUUAAGUACAGACAUAAGAAAUCAGUCAUACUGGGUAGUCUUUAUUCUUCUAUGGCUUACAUCAAUUAUUUUCUCAUAUCCUUGGACUGAAGGUUGGCUUACCUGCACGAGGAAAGACCUUCACUGCAGCUAAACUUACUAGGUAUCUUCGCUGGUUAGGUCAUGAAACCAAGCAUUUCAAUGUUGGCAAGGUGAUAUUUUUACGCAAUUUUUUUGGAGUCAUAUGCUCACUUUGAUUUUUGUGGGUUUAUUUCCUCUGUUUCUUCAUCUGAUGCUAGAUUUCUUCUCAAUUUUCUGCCUGAUCUAUGAAACAGUAUCGUCGCCUGAAGCAUGGUGUAAACCAGGUAUUUUUCUCAUGAAGUGAUUUUUAUGAAAUUUCUUCUCUGAGCUUUUUUCAGAUGAGACGAAAUUUAAUUUGCAAAAUCAAAUUCUAACCCUGCCUUACUAGCAUUGUACCUUAAAGUUAUUUUAUUUUUGCCGUCAUCUAUGACUUUAUUGGCCUCUUUGUGAGAUUCAUUUCAUUGGUCUAUUUUUUUGCACAUUACUAAUCGUUUCACUUUAUUUCAACAAUGUUUCAUAUACCGUAUCUGUACUGACAGGAGUAUAAAAAAAAUACAGGCCAAUCCAAGAUGGCUCAUUUUCCCGUCCUGUUGAAAACAGUAUGCAUUGUUAUUUUUCAACGCUACUUGCCCUUCACAUGUUUUGUUGUCUUCCAGAAAGUCGUGUUUACAACAAUUGUCUUUCCCUGGGACCGUGAAAUGAACAAAAAGCUUAUAGAGAAGGGAAAUACUGCAGGGGACAUCCUAAAAGACAGACUUUCAUCUCAGGUUGUGGUCAUGAUAAUAAUUCUGAAGGAUAUUCCAUUAUGAAACUAAAUUAAGUAAAAUAGUACGCGGCUAAAUUUUGGUGUAUUGAGGGGGGAUGGAUGCUUCAACUGUGCUAUAGUUCCUUGGGUAAAGGACGUCAAAGUUGGAAAAUGAGAUGGACAUCUUUGGUAAUGCAAUUGAUCGUUAUGAACUUUCCUCUUCCCAGCAGACGAUUUCCAGUUGUUUACUUUAUUGAUGAAGGACUGUAUAUGCACACUCAUUUAUUCACUGUUCAAUAGUGCACAAAUGAAAGGAUUUCUUUUUGCCUGUUGUAACUUCUAUGGUAGUUUUUCUAGCUUUGAUUGUUUUUUGUCCAUUUUUUCAACUUUUUGUUUGCUUCCCUUUUGAUUCUGUGUUGUCAUCUUUGAGAAAGUAGGCAUAUACUUGUCUAUGAAUAAUUUUUUGAGAUUAUUUUCUGCCAUGUUCUGUAUAUUUCUCAUCUCCUUAGAAAACUUAAAACUUUGUUAUUUCAUGCAGUCAGCAGAUUUUUUCCGAGCUGACAAUCCAGAAGGCAUAGAGGCACGCAAUGAGGUGAACAUUAAUUUACUGUAUGUGCCAUUCAAUUAAAUCGACAAGUUAUCUUGUAAAUAUGUAAAGACUAAUUCUAUCUUCAGGUUUUUGUCUGUGAUUCUUGUAUCCACCUUUUGAUUUUACUGUUUGACAUAAAACAUUGUUUUUGACAUGCAUAUUUUUGACUUUACAUAUCUGUAUUGCUUCUUGUAAGGUGCCUGAACUUAUACCCCUUUAUGGGGAACCUAUUUUUCCUGUCAGCAAGGUAGGAGAUUCUAUUGCUUUAAUUACCUUCACCAGAAAAGCUAGAAAGCCUUAUUUGUGGUACUUGGCAAUACUUAAUAGCAGUGUUUUGAAACCAAGCUUUCACUUUAUGUCGAUUAAGAAUCUUAUAUUAUCAGUUGACAUCUAUGAUUUUUUUGGGUCUAAUUUUCUAGCUAAACCUGAUUGAAAAUGAAAUGAUUUGACAAGUGUUUCACCUUCAGUCGAAUGGUAUUGUCCGUGAAGUAGACAUCGGUUUUGUUUUAAAGUAAUUGGCUUUCCUUUGUUUUAUAUCGUCCUUUUAUGCUGCUGGUUACUAGGUAGCUGCAUUGGCAAUGGAGGACAUGUUAUCCUGGAUGCAAGAAGGAGGUCAGGUAAAUCGUUUUCUUCUUCUUUUACGCUGGUCAUUUUGGACCCUGAUAUAAAUUAUUUAAAUCAUAGGUUGGUAUAUUUGAUGCCACUAACAGCACCAGAGGACGAAGAAACAUGCUCAUGAAAAUUGCUGAAGGACGAUGCAAGGUAUUUUUGUCUUGUAUGCGGAAAGUGAAUGAGCUUGCUUAGAGGACAUUGGAUCUCUAUUAGACUGUUGAAAACAUAAGAAGUUGUUGCUGCAUCUGAUGUUUGUUUUGAAAACGCAGUCUAGUAAUCUACAAACAAGAUACUGGAUGAUGAUGAAAACUUUCUUUACAAACUGUUAGCUUUUUCGUUUAGAGAGAUGAUUUUUCAUGAUUUAUGUGUUUUGCUUAUUUAGUUAUGGUGUUAUAAUUUUAUUUUAGUGUAUUAUUUCCUUGGAAUCCUUAAUUUAUUAAUGUAAGUAAUGAAAGUCAUUUAGAAGUUUAUUAAAGAAUUCUCAGUUCACAAGUUUGUUGGGUGAAGUUCAUUUAUUUUGUGCUAAACCGUUAGAUAUAAUGCCCACUUAAAUUUAGCUGGGCUUUGCUACUAAAGGUCCAUGUGAGAUAUUAUUAGACUUAUUUACGUUAGGUUACACCAUUGGAUCUAAUGAAUGCAUACUGUCAUCACAGAUCUUGACCAUUGGGUGCAGGGCUCUCAUCACGAUUUUGAGACUCAUUCGCAUUGUUAGAUCCAGUGAUAUAAAACCAUGAAAUUUGUUGAAGAUUCGCCUUAUUUUUCCUCAAUAUUUUUCUAAUCUAUAUCUAACCCAAAAAGCAUCGUAAUGCAAUCUUAAUUAUCUGGACACAAUCUCACAGAUAAAAAACUCAGACAAGUAUCCGACAAUGCAAUAAAUUUUAGAUUAUUCACAUUAUUUGAUUGACGCAUAGAUGUUUAGUUGACCAUUGAUACUCUGCCUUUCGUGAAUUUAAGUCAACAGUAGUUAGUGACGAAAACUAAAUUCCUAGAUGUCUCAUGGUAUGGUGAUAGUUACCUAUUAAGCUAGAUAGGAUGAUAUUUCUUUGUUAUCAGUUCUUUAAGCUUAAAGUUUAAGCUAGUUCCUUAUAUUGGACUAUUGUGUACAUUUGUCUCACAGAUUAUGGAAGAAGAUAACAAUGCUUUUUUUGUGUCGGGUACUUUUCGAGUUAUCUUGGUAGAGAUAGCCUCACCUUUUGAUGUAUCUUCUUGCCAAUUUAGGGGGUGAUAUAUGAAUAUCAUGCACGUUUUGCUUUGAAUUUUUAUUCCCUUAGGCAUUGGCUAAUUUUUUGACUGAUUAAAGUGGUUAACAUGUGACAGUUAUACUGUUUAUUAGUUUCAUUUUGAAUUUUUCCUUUCUAAUGAACCCAAUUGUGCUGGUUACAGAUUAUAUUUUUGGAAACAAUAUGUAACGAUGAAAGAAUAAUUGAAAGAAACAUACGCCUGAAAAUCCAGCAAAGCCCUGACUAUUCUGAGGAGUAAGCUAUCGUAUUGUUGUUUCUUUACUCUAGAGUGCUUUUAUGUUUCACAGUGGCCUAAUGAUUGGAUUGAGCAUUGCUAUGCAGGCCAGAUUUUGAUGCUGGAGUAAGAGACUUUCGGGCACGCCUAUAUUAUUAUGAGAAGGUUCAUAUGCUUUACACUAUUUAUCUUAUCUGUUAACGUGGAGUAUCGUUCUAUGGGUGGUGCCAGGUUGAAUAGUCCUAUAAUAUGUACCAUUUUUACUCAGGCAUAUGAACCAGUUGAAGAGGGUUCCUAUAUAAAAAUGAUUGACAUGGUCAGUGGACAUGGUGGGCAGAUACAAGUAAGUUCGAAUGAUUACCUUUCCCUCUUUUUCUCGUUUAGGCCAAUGAGUUUUCUAUGCUCCACUUUUCUAGUUUCAUAUUUUGUUUACAAUGGUAUAUUAUCAUGGUCAUCGUUCCUUAAAAAAUGUUACAUUCAUUAACUUUCACAUCCAAAGCCUUCUCUCACUGUAAAUAAAACCUAGAAUUUUAUUCAAUCGAAGAACAGCUAAGAUAAGGAUGUAGCAGAAAUCACAUACAUGUUCUAAUUAUACACAUGUAUAUCUUUGUUGGUCCUGAGAUCGCAUGACUUGAUUGUGUCACUUGUGGAAAUGUUAUCUUGCCUCUCACUUUCUUGAGAGUUACAGUGAAUGUGCUUGUGAUAAUGUGAUGUUGGAAUUGGCUGUGAGAAUGUGAUUAUCACUUAUUUACUAUUUUCCUAUUUGAAAUCAUUCCUUACAUCUUUUAUUUAUAUGCACAAAACUUGCACGGCUUUGUUUUCUUGAUACUUCCGUUUUAUUUACUAUUUAGAGACUUGACUAAUUGUGUAAGGGUGUCAUUUUCAUUCAGGUUAACAACAUCAGUGGGUACCUUCCUGGAAGAAUAGUAUUUUUCCUGGUACGUUUCUAUCAUUUAAUAUUCACCAUCCCUUUCAGAUUUCCUAAGUCUACGAUUGGAGAAAUUAUGUAUGUAGUUGGAUUUCUCUAGUGGUGUGAUCUAAUACCCAAAACCAUGUAUUGAAAAACCGUGAAAGGCAUCGUUUCUAUUAGUUGGGUGACCUUUCCGGAUAGCUCAUUGGAAAGGGAUGAACUCUGAUGGCAGUAUGUGAAGGUUAUAAGGUGGAUGAUCCUGUGCCCACAAAAAAUAUCGCAGAGCACAUGACUAUUAAAGUUUAUGAAGAAUCUUUAGGCUUUGGGCUGUCAUGGGACUAUCUCAUCUUGGCGAAACAAGAAAACGUUCUGGACUGUGAGGGGCUGUUGUCAGUGCAUGCGUCUUUGCAUGCGUGCCAGUAAAUAUCGUGCUAAAAAAUAUUUCCGUAAGGUUUUUUUACAUUUUAUGGUCAAUAGUGUGACACAACUACCCAGUUCACUACACUUGUAGCUUGUUUCAAUGUUCAGUAGUAAUGAUUUCUGUUUGGCAACUUUUUUCAGAAUUUGUUACUGUUUUUGGCGUACUACAGUUAAAAGGAAAACAUUAUAUUUUAUUGUCAGGGUUAAAUCAUAUUUGCACUUCAAAAUAACUGCUGGCUAUGUAAAUAUUGCGUUUUCUCAUUAACAUUCUUGUGUUUAUCUUGUUAGGAUAAUUAGUUGGAUUGUGGUAAUAGGGCCGGUAGACCUAGUUUGUUUUGUCUUUUGUGGGCCUAUUCCCAUAAUGAUAUUUUUCACAUCAUGUCUCUAACAUGAUGCUAGUUUUCUUCCAAUGGCUAUCUUCAAUGUAUUUCCCUUCAUCAUAGAGAUGGACAAGUGGGUCAAUUUCCUUAUCUUUGGCCCCAUCGAACUCUAUAUAACCACCAUAUUAUCAAAUUCUGUUUAAUAGGAACCCCUUGGUGGAUUUGUUCUUUAUUCUGCGAUGAUCGUUGCACCGUCAUUCGUUGAUCUAUCUCUUCUAUCCUACUUCCCUUAUCUCUGUCUUGAAGUUCCUCCAUUUAAUUUAUUCUCCACUGCCAAUCAUUGCUAUAGAACCAUAUCAUCCCUGUGACGAUGUCCCUCUUCCAUCUUCCUUCAAGAUUUGGCAGCUUCAUUUCUUCAAUCAUAAGAGUCUAUGACACCCAUGGUUUCAUAUGGCCACCUUUUCAUUUUCGUGGAACUUAGGUAUCUUCUUGACUCUUGUGCUGCUGUUUCUAUUUGUGUCUGUCUCAGAUACCAACUUCUGCAGGAGAGGCUCAAAUAGAGUUUAAACCUUUGAUGGAUUGCCCAGCCUCUAUUAGACCUCUUGUUCCCAUCCACUCUCUGUGGUCAUUUUGCUGCCUCCUCUCUUUUAUCUGUGCGAAUUGGGUGGCUUAUUCUCUCCCAUACAGGAGUAAUCCUUCUUGCUGACAGCAAUGUAAAUGUUGUAUGCCUAAACGUUGUCUUUUCACAAGACUACUGUAAGUGCUCAUUUUUCAACUGCCCUGGAAAUGAGACAGUGUAGGCGCCCAGAGCAUUUGGGCUCCUUAGUUGAACUAUGCAAAUGAUAUCUGUAGUGGAUCUGUAGAGCACUUAUGUACACGCCAGCAAAAGUAAAUGGCAUCAGUAGUGCAUUUUAAAUGGCAUCUGCAUGUUUUGGAACCUGUUUGCAACGUGAAUGCUCAUGCUGUUCAUAGUUUUGUGUUGUAUGGCAUCUUAAUUAAUGGCUUAACAGCCUUUGUCUUGGGUAAAUGAUCCAUUAAUUUUUCAGUAUUUAUUAACUACAUAUGUGAUUUUUUACAUCAAAUCUAUACUAAAUAAUAAUAUAAAUGGUAUAAAUGAUUUCAAUAAAUGGAAUAUGGAUUUAUCGAGUGCGAUUGUUGCAUGCUAGUUAUUUUUUGUACUUUUUAUAUCUAUUUACAUUUAAUAAAUAUUUUUUCAUUAUUUCUUUGUAAAUUUAAUUAAUCACGACUUAAACUCACUCUUAUCAUCUCAUAGGAAUAAGACCAUAGAUUAUUGAUUUGGUCACUUUGGUUGCCUUAAAACCUCGGGCAUAGUAUAGUUGUCCCUUCUCUCUUUUAUGUGAGGGAGAUUCAUCUUUAUUGUAAUUCUUUGCGCUUUCUCUCUUCAACCCAGUUUUUACUAUAGGUUCUCUAUGUAAAUGCGCAGGUUAACACUCAUCUCACACCGCGACCCAUUUUACUUACAAGGCAUGGAGAAAGCCGAGACAACGUUCGAGGGAGAAUUGGGGGUGACACAAUAUUGAGGUUUUUUAUUUAUUUAAAUGAGUUUUUUUUAUCUGUUCACGGGAUAAAUAAUAUGGAGAUGCUUGAGUCGUGAUAUACCCAGUUUUUCGUUAUGAAAAUCCUGUAAAUUAUUCCGCCUCUCUUUUGUUUCUCAUUGUUAUUCUCCUUGCCAUUGUAUAUACACAACCUACCAGCCUAAUUAUCUUCCUUCUUUGAUUGUCUCCCUUUUUUUCUCAUUUGAAACUCUACCAUAGAUACUAAACAUUCAUUAGCUUAGACUUUCUUGUUCUCUACUUGCUCGUGACCUUGAAAUGCACACUAUAAAGUUUGUAUGGAAUCAUUACUCAGAUUUUGACCCUGCAAUGCAUCAUACUUCGGGUUUUGCAAGGAAUACAAAAAUGAAAUCCAUUCUUCACACUUUCGAAACCUCUUUUGAUCCUAAGAUGAGCUUUAAUUCUCUGUUAAAUAACAAUCCAUUUCGUCUCAUUUACCACGUAGGGAGAUUUAAUUGCUCUUAUUGACAUAUUUCGUUGUCUCGUGACGUUUAUUUCAGUUGUGAGGUGAUAAGUACUGACAAUGCCAUGUUCUGCCCAAACAUUUUCUAUAGAAUCUUUCACUCGUCACGAUUUUUCUUCUUCCAUGAAAUCGAGGGCCAAAUUUAGAAGCUAGCAGGGAUUAUCAACUACGAAAUCACAACUCUGUUCUCGAGAAGCCACACCUCAUAUUUUAUGUCUUCUUUCUCGGGAGGAUGGAGUCUCCCUCCUAUUAAUGACUUAAUGAGCUGUGGCCAGUGAUAAAAUGAGGGGUUGUAGUUGGAUCAUACCAUGUAUUGGGUCUCACUUAGCUUCAUUAGAAUCAUUUCAGUAAAAAAAAUUUCACUUCCAAUGAGAAUGUAUUGUGUAGUGCUGGCAAAAAAGUUGAUAUGCUGCUCUUUGAGAUUGUUUAAUGUGAAACCCGGCCCUCAAAAAACCGGCUUUAAACAUUGCUGACGGGACAGAGGGUGAUGAAACCUUCAAUAUGAUGAAAGAUUCUUAUUGUUCCCUUCUACCCAUGUGAAUGUGCUGCUUCCCUGACGACAAUACAUGAGCAGCAAGAGAAGGAGAGGGGGCCAAACUGUACUUCCCUUUGAAGCCGACUCUAACAGCACACAAUUAAAGAAAAAGAUAGAGAAUAAGGGUUUAGUUCGCCGUCUGAACUUAAUGCCGGAAUAAGUUUUAUACUUCAAAACUUUCUCCCUCCUAUGUUGCUGCUACAAGUGUUCCCUUGAUCCUUCAUAGAAAUACUUUGAUACCAUGUUGAUAGGAAAUGACAUCGAGGACAGGGAGAUGACUGGCCAAAAAGAUAAGUCAGUUAACCCUUCUUAAUCUAUUUAUGAAAAGAACAGACCUCAAGUUGAUUGUUAGAAAAAAAAUACUCCUAUUGGAAGGCGCUCUGAUGAUGACAAAGAAUGCCUAACUAAAAGUGAAAGAAAUGGCGUAACAUAAUCUUAACUUGGUUAAAUGCUCGUUAUGAGAGCUUCAAUUGAUUUAAAUCUGAACUUUUCACAAAUGACCAAGUUGAUUAUUUCAUGAAAGUUUGUUUUCUUAUUUGCAGUGAAGCUGGAGAGCUUUAUAAAAAGAAGCUGGCCAAUUUUGUGGAGAAACGACUGAAAUCAGAGAGGACUGCUUCUGUAUGUAUCUACUGAUGUAUAGCUGCCCUGUUAAUUGAAUUAUUGUUUAAGCAUUCUUAUCUUUGUUUCUUUGGCUGAUGGUAAUCGAUAGUUGAAUCUUCUGUUUCCUUGAAAGUCUCUCCUUUGUUGUCUUUAUGGAACUCCACAAUAUGCUGUGAACACUUUCUGUCAUUUCCUGAUUUUUAAUAUUCACGUAAAAAGAUUGCUGCAUGUGACUGCAGCUUUCUCGGCAUUUGCAUCUUACAAUAUGGGCAGACUCUUCUCCAUAAAGAAUGAAAUGUUUUGUUUCGUUACACAGGCUACUGUUGCAUGCAAUUUUGUUUUUUUUUUGAGCCCUCAUUUUUGUGUAAUUUUAUACUAGUGACCGUAAGAUAUUUUUAUACUAAAUCCUCUGGGAUCGUACACAUGAUUUCCUAGAUAAUAUUAUAGCUGUAGUAAAUCUUUUUGUAGAUCGUUUUAUGAGGUUUUGAGUAUGGCCUGUUUUCUAAAACGUUUGGUAUAAUUAUUAACAUAAAUCAAUGGCCUGAAGUCUGAGGAAAUAAAGGUAAUUUUUACUUGUUUUUGUUCAUGCAUUAAAUUAUCAUUAGUCAGGUUCUGAACGUCUAUUCUAAGUUUGAUUUUUGAGCGUUGUCUGUUUUGUUUAAUGCCCAGUAAACACGAAUGCCAUCAGUUUUUAGAUUAAAAUACUUAACUGUGCACUUAUUUUCGAUCACGACCGAUUUGGGAUUAUAUGUUGGCUUUAGCUGCUGGCUGAAUAUGGAACAAUAUAGUACGACCUACAGAUAACUCAUUUGGCCUUCUAUCUGAACAUAUUUUUUUUGGGAUUUCUUUGUACUUUUGAAUUCAAUUUCAAACUAUUUAUUUGGAUCAAUGUUUGUCCGGAUUUUGUUGGCUAUUUUUUUAUGCUUUCUUUCUUGGUCGUAGUCUGAGCUCAGAUUACAAGUUUUCAGCCCUAAGUAGAUCACGGUAUCCUUAGAUUUUCAGAUCUGGUACCAGAUCAACCUCAAACUUUAAAAUCAAAUCGUAACACGAUGCGCAAACUCAAGUUUGGUGGGCAACACGAACCGAAAAUUCAUUGUGAAUUUUUUUUUGUUUCCCUAAUAAGUAGCCACCUGAAGUAUAUAACCACUGAACCAGUUCUGGGAGCCUGACAUUCCAUCCAACAAUGUUGUCCUUUUCAGAACUUUGUAAAUAUUCUGGCUUCAAUGUUAUUUGAACUUUUAGUAUCCUCAUUAUCAGUAAAAUGCGUUUAGGUGAUGACGCAUAACACUUUGUUGUAUUGUACUCGGAAAUCUUCAUCAUCCUCGAUUAAUUUCUAGUUUGUUGUGUAGCAGAUGUUCAUCUCACGGUAGAAAAGUAAUUUAGUAUAUACAGUUCUUAGUGAGAUGGUCUCACUGCGAUGUAAUCAAGGAUUCAAUUUUCAACUGAACAAAUUUCACCGAAUACGUGCUGGAUAAGCAGUCAUUAAUUAGCUAUCCCCAAACAUGUUAAUAGGUGUCGACAAAAUUGCUAUUUGGAUCUUAAAAUUAUUUAGUUAAAAAUUAGCUCCGCUUUGUUAGUUUUUGCGACAUGAAUCUUAUGUUUCGUUAUUUCAUUGUCUUCAUCUCACACAAGGUAGGCCUUACGAUGUUGGGUUAUAUCACCUUCAUACUGCAGUCAUCUGUUAUAACUGCGGGUUUGAACCGACUAAAUGUUGUUGAUCAUCAAACUCAAAGUUAUUUGGCCCUUUAUAUAUUUCUGAUCGGUCAUUACCACGUCACUUUCAUUCUUUUUUCCCCUGAUUAUAUAAGGGUUUUUUUUCCAUUAAAGACUUUUUAAGAAUUUGUGACUAGUUACUUUUCUUUUGAAUCUCUUCUUCUUAUCUAACGUGCAGGCUCAUUUUUUUUAUAUAUCUUUGUUUAAUUCUCUUCUGGUUUAGAUAUGGACAAGUACUCUUCAGAGAACAAUAUUGACUGCAAGCCCAAUUGUUGGAUUCCCUAAGGUUAGCCCUUUUUCACGUUUAGUUUAAUUAGCCUGCCGGAAUUUGAAUUUUAUAGGAUUGGAAAAGAAACAUUGACGUGAUUUGAUAUUGGGUAAUGAUCUUCACAAUCUUAGCUUAUCAAAUCUGGCAAUGGCCGAAUCUUUGCAAAGUCUGGUUUUGUUUGCGUGGUUCAGAUCAUGGCAGCCUGAAAGUUUCAGGCAUCGUAUAAUUCUGUCUUGUCAAAAAUUGGCCCCUACUAAAAAAAAGUGUUGGUCCGGCAUUGAUUGGCAUGGAUAAGUAUUAAGUGAACUGAUUGCUGCCCAAUCCUAUCAAAUAAUUUUUAAAGUAACUAACUUUGAUCCUAUGACUGUCAUUUGGCAUAGAUCCAGUGGCGUGCUCUGGACGAGAUAAAUGCAGGAGUAUGUGAUGGAAUGACCUAUGAAGAGAUCAAGAGAAACAUGCCUGAUGAAUAUGAGUAUGUAUAUAGCAUGGGUUCUUUCUUUAUCAAUUUACCUCAUCCUAAUCGUGUGAUUAAUAAUAAGGGCUUUCCGCUUUUAUCUGCAUUAAUACGUUACCUAUGCUUAGGAUGGCUCCUUUCAUGGUCAUAGUCAUCGUUCACAUAUUUCAUAUUCCUGAAGUAAAAUUACUAUUUUAGGAUGUGCUUGUUGUAAUCUGCAUGGCAGGUACUAAAUCCCUGGUAUUGUUGUUCAUGGUAAAAGUGACAUCUCUCCUGUGGUGGGAGUGAUACACAUUGGUUGUGUGAGGUUCUCAGUGAACACUUGAAAAGACAGAUAUAGUAGAGGUACGUCUGAAGAGUGUGGAGUACACAGCAAGAGGGACAUCUAGAAGAGAAAAUAAGUUAUUUUGAGAGGCAAUGGGUUCUACAUAGGAGCACUGAUGAGACCUACUGUUAGGUACCAAUGCUCUCUUUGUUGUAGGAAAAAUGAGGAAGAUAAAUGCUUAAACCAGGAGGAGAGAAGCAAUCACGCGUGUGCACAUGAAUUUGGACGCGGUUCCAAUAACCUGCAUCCAUGGACACCCCGAACACCAGAGAAGAGACGUUUCUUUAGGUGCAAAGAGUCAGGGACAAUGGGUGUGAGAUGAUCUCCAGGAAAAUAACAGACUCUGUGGUACAACGCCUAUGAUGAUGAGGGAAAGAGAAUAAGAGACAGGAAUUGGCCCAGACUGAAUUGGGAGACCGAAUUGGCCGAGAAGUCUGGACAUAUCAUCUAGACUUUAGCCAAUGUGGCCCAGCCUGAGUAGUCCAAAUGGUUUUCUGGACAGGGUUAUAAGAAAUUUUCAAGCCCACUUCCAUUGGAUUGAGAAACUUAUCCGAUUCCCACUGUGAUGUGGAUGAUUUAUAGGGCUUAUAUUACUUAGUGCUCAUUGCACUAAGUGCUUGCACAAAAGUAUGGGCAGAUUCUAUCUAUUGGCUUGGCUUCUUUUUUUUUUAGCUGUUGCUCUCCGUCGAAUGCUGACUUAUUCACGCCAUGAUUCCUUAAUUCAGGAUGUUUAUAAUGAAAAAUAUUCCUAAUCAUGACAAGGAACUGUGCUCUCUCGAAGAAAGCUCAAGUUUUUAUCGAACACUGAAGUAUGUAUUCUUAGUACUCAUCCUACUUUCUCUGAUUUCAGAUCUCGUAAGAAAGACAAGCUACGGUAUCGCUAUCCUCGUGGAGAGUCGUACCUUGAUGUUAUCCAGAGGUUUGCUUCUCAAUAUGCGUAAGAUCGGAAAGUGAGAGCACAAAAGAUGCCCUCAGAUGCACUGAAUGAGCUCAUUUCAUUGUUCUCAGGUUAGAACCAGUGAUAAUCGAGCUUGAACGGCAACGUGGUCCAGUUGUUGUGAUAUCCCACCAGGUGAGAUUAGUUCCAGAUCCUUUUUUCUACUUGAAUCCAUCAGCUACCGUGGACUUCCAUCGGUUCCUGAUCUAUAGUAUGGAUGAGGGUGGUUCAAGACAGAUUCGGGACUUCCUCAGGUUUCCAUACCCGGAGAAAAUCCUGUUCCUGCGAAGAUCCAAGAUGGAAAUGAGGAGAAUUUAAAAGAUAAGAUGAUGGAUUUAUAUGGCAUGUUCUGUCACGCCGGAGAUCUUGAAACCCCACGCGCGCUUUCAGAUGAAAUGCACCCAUCUGCUAUAUUUUUGAUCGGUGCUCUAUUGAUUAGACUAAUUUUCGCUGACUGUUUGUUUUUGUAUGUUUACAGGCUGUCUUGAGAGCUCUAUAUGCCUACUUUGCUGAUAAACCCUUGAAAGAAAUCCCUUACAUUGAGGUAUGAAAACGAUGGGCUUUUACUCUCCCUCUCUCUCUCUCUCUCUCUCUCUCUCUCUCUCUCUCUCUCUCUCUCUCUCUCUCUCUCUCUCUCUCUCUCUCUCUCUCUCUCCCUGUGUGUUUAUAUACACAGGACUUUGUGGGCACAUUUUGUUUCGAUGAUGCUGACUCUCUGUCACCCAAAAAUUCAGUCGUUUUAUCUCUCUCCGUUUGCCCAGUUUCUCUUCAAAUCCACCUCAACUCUCUGUCUAUCUCUCUCUCUCUCUCUCCCUCAAUCUCUCUCUGCCUGUCUCUGUCUCUCUCUAUCCUUCUCAAGUGUUCCGAUGGCUUCAGGUACCCCUGCAUACCAUAAUCGAGAUACAGAUGGGUGUUGCUGGCGUCCAAGAGAAAAGAUACAAGCUCAUGGAUUGA